Messenger RNA from Tupaia belangeri chinensis (Chinese tree shrew), 972 nucleotides. Its product is annotated as olfactory receptor 4F3/4F16/4F29-like. Gene Ontology annotation, biological process: G protein-coupled receptor signaling pathway. The transcript has a single exon. NCBI's taxonomy places the organism in Eukaryota, Metazoa, Chordata, Mammalia, Scandentia, Tupaiidae. The record is from RefSeq and is a predicted model, not a curated record. Bases 1 to 972 code for a protein of 323 amino acids. Gene Ontology annotation, molecular function: olfactory receptor activity; G protein-coupled receptor activity. Gene Ontology annotation, cellular component: membrane.
AUGGAUGGAAGAAAUCACUCAGUGGUGUCUGAAUUUUUGCUGCUGGGAUUCACCUGUUCUUUGGAGAUUCAGAUUCUCCUUUUUCUGUUUUUUACAACAUUUUACAUAGCAAGUAUGCUGGGAAACCUUCUCAUUGUACUCACGAUCAUCUCAGACCAUCACUUGCAUUCUCCGAUGUACUUCUUGCUGGCAAAUCUUUCCUUCAUUGAUACAGGUGUUUCCAGCAUUGCAACUCCUAAGAUGAUUUAUGACCUUUUCAGAAAACAUAAAGUCAUCUCCUUGAAAGGGUGCAUUACUCAGAUGUUCUUUAUUCACACCGUGGGGGGUACAGAGAUGGUGUUGCUCAUAGUCAUGGCCUGUGACCGAUACAUCGCUAUCUGUAAGCCUCUCCACUACCUGACCAUCAUGAGCUCAAAAACAUGCAUUUCUCUUUUGGCUGCUUCUUGGACGAUUGGACUCAUCCAUUCUGUGGCCCAACUGGCUUUUGUUGUAAAUUUACCCUUUUGUGGUUCCAACAAAAUGGAUAGCUUUUAUUGUGAUUUUCCUCGAUUCAUCAAACUUGCAUGUAUAGACACCUACAGAUUGGAGUUUCUGGUCACUGCCAACAGUGGGUUCAUCUCCAUGGGCACCUUCUUCAUCUUGAUUUUGUCGUACAUCUUCAUCCUGGUCACAGUUCGUAAGCACUCUUCUGGUGGUUCAUCCAAAGCCCUCUCAACUCUCUCAGCUCACAUCACUGUGGUGGUUCUUUUCUUUGGUCCUUGUAUUGUUGUUUAUGUGUGGCCAUUCCCUACCUUACCCAUAGAUAAAUUUUUAGCUAUCUUUGAUGCCCUUAUCACUCCUUUUAUGAAUCCCGUCAUUUACACCUUUAGGAAUAAGGAGAUGAAGGUGGCAAUGAGGAGACUGUUCAUUAAGGCUUUCAGUUUCAGGAACAGUUCUUUCAUAAACAGACCAAGAAAUUCAGAGUCAUUUUGA